AUGCAGCCCAACCACUAUGACCUCCUGGGUCAGGUGCAGGAUGAGCCUCGCCCACGGAUGACGCGAGAGGCUCAUCAGCAGCAUAACCCCCUGCCGUCACGCUCGCCAUCUGGUGCGGCGCCCACGAGAUCAGAAGAUUCAUGGAUCGAGGUCUCCUCCCAGCCCUCCUCCUCGUCCCUGUCGUCCGCCGCCACCAAUGAUGACAUUAUCACUACCGGUCUCCGUGUCGAGCAAAAUGGUUCUCGACCAUACCAUCGCCGUAGCACACGGCGUCGCCUGCAACAUCUGGCUGCCGUCACCACGGCACAGGUCGAUUACUCGUCCCGCGAGCAAAGCAGUAGCCAGGAUGAAUAUGAAGAAAGUGAAAGCGAGUCGGACCGCGUCUUGAGCAGUUCGAAUGAGGACAUGGCUCGCCGCCCGCUGGCAGGUCCGUCCAUGACCGGACUGAGACCGUCGGUCCCGGUCUCGGACGAUGCACCCUCAACUGAUGACGAUGAUAAUUCUACUGCGUUGGGGAUGCGGAUCAGCUCGUCUCCCUUCGUUCCGCAGCCCAACGUCUUCUCCCAUCCCCCCGCGUCACAGGACCCGUCCUGGACGAGGCCGCUAGAACGACGUCGUUCUCAACCGAGUGAGGUCUCCAACUGCAGCCGUCGGACCGCCAUCCGAAGGAACUCCCAAGCCAGUAUACGGUCAGCUCGAAGGUCGUCAACACAGCAUAGCCCGUACAACAUGAUCUCUCCUUCACACCACGCUGAUCACGACGCCGCCCUCCGAGCCAGCCUGUCGACUUUACUCUCCUGUGCUGCCGCAGCGCGAGGUUUGCCCAAAAACGACUCGCAACCCUCGCAAGCCCCACAGUCAGGUCCCUCUCGGGCACCGCCAGCCUCCUUUCGGCUCGUGUCAGAAUCGGUGGCCAUGGGAGAUGAGGCCGGAGAAGAGGAGGCCGCAUCGGCUGCCGAGACCCACGAUUCUACCAAGUCGCAGCGGCCAAGACCACCGCCAGCACCAAUGCCGGCCUUCACGGCAGCCAACUCACCCAAGAUCAAACGGCGGUCUAGCUCUCCUAAAGAUCGACGCUCAUCUUCCAAAAAGAGCCGCCAUACCGCCACGGCAGACUCUGCCGGCAGUCCAACAAUCAUGACGUGGGUUAUCAGUGCCGGCGUAGUGGUUCUUUUCUCGGCCAUCAGCUUCUCGGCCGGCUAUGUACUCGGUCGCGAAGUGGGAAGAAUGGAGGGCGGUACUGGCAUGGGAUCCGUCAUGGGAGAUGGGGGAUUUUCUGGAGGGAAAGCAACCGCCGGGUGCGGUCAGGAAGCUGUCCGAGGAGGGCUGAAACGAUUCCGAUGGGGCUCUGGAACGUCCGGGUCGGGCAUCAUUGCAUGA
Messenger RNA from Aspergillus melleus, 1380 nucleotides. RefSeq lists its product as uncharacterized. The record is from RefSeq and is a predicted model, not a curated record. Lineage: Eukaryota; Fungi; Ascomycota; Eurotiomycetes; Eurotiales; Aspergillaceae. The coding region runs from base 1 to 1380 and encodes 459 amino acids. The transcript is spliced from 2 exons.